Molecule: messenger RNA, 1422 nt
Organism: Camelina sativa (false flax)
Lineage: Eukaryota; Viridiplantae; Streptophyta; Magnoliopsida; Brassicales; Brassicaceae
Source: RefSeq, a predicted model, not a curated record
UCCAAGAGUAGGUCUGUAUCAUCAAAAAAAAAAUAAGAAACAAGAAAAAUUGGUUACCAAGCCAAAACUGAAAAGCAUAUCUUUGUUCUGUAAGCUUUUUUUCUUAAUUUAGUUUUGAGAGUUUCUGUGUGGUGUGGGUGAUCUUCAACUAUGAUGUCUCGGCUUUUCUUCGGACUCUCCAAACUCUCACCAGUGAACGAUGCCCUCAGACACAAGAGUGGGAGGAGCUUUCGUUUGUUUUCAUCCUCUUCAAGCACUCCGUACAUGAUGCUCGGCACUACGCUUAAGAAAGAUUUGCCCGACGGUAGCGAAAUCAGAGAUGUACACUUUUUUGAUCCGGCCAAGGAAGAGCUUCUUACAGUUCCGGACAAAACCUUUCCCGAAGAGCUCGUUAAAUCAAGACAGAUUGGGAGUUCUCAUGGUUGGGGACUUUUCUCUCACGACCACGACCGUUCGUUAUGUAUGAGCGACCUUUACCAACCCUUGGCUUCCAAAUCCAGCCCCAAGAUGAUUCCUCUGCCUUCAUUUCUUGCUUUGCCCACUAACCAGACCGACAUUGUCUGGAACGUGGCGAUGUCGUCUUCUUCUCCUUCUGAUGAGGGCUGUGUGGUUGGUACCAAGUUCUUGGGUAGACAACUCAGUCUUUUCAGACCACAUUGUGACUGGCGGCGUUGGACUAACAUCGAGGUUAACCCUGUUGAAAGCUUUGUGAACUUGGAGACCUCAAAUCUCAUGUUUUCCAAGAGGGACCAAAGAUUCUACUUGCCUGCUCAUGGAGGCAACGAGCUGUACUCUUGGGAUCUUCACUUGGAGAAGAACAAAAGCCCUCAGAUGCAUCAGUUGCUGAUCCGGGACCUUCCACAGUUGGCCGAGUCUGACUGGGGACUGUUGGAUGUGUGUUGCAGGACACAACAUCUGGUGGAGUCAGCCUCAAGUGGCGAUCGUUUUCUUAUCAAAUGGUACGCACAGGGUUACUUCUCGUCGGCUCAUGGCAAGAUUGAGUACUCGACCAUGCGGUUCAUGGUGUUUAGAGAGGUGGAGACGACACAAGGAAGAUACAUGUGUUACACAGAAGACAUUGGAGAAAUUUGCAUCUUCCUUUCAGAGAGCGAGACUUUCUGCGUCGACGCCAGCUCUUGCCCCGGUCUCCAGCCUAACUCCAUCUAUUAUAUAGGUAAGGGAUUUGGUACUUACAACAUCGCUGACAACACAUCCCAUCGUUUUGAAGCUCCUAAGGGUGUACCUACUUCUCUCAAACCUUACUGGCUUCCUCCAUCUCUGUAGUUCUCUGCUUAGUUCUCUCAAAAAACUUGUAUCGUAAGAUUUUUGACUGAUUCAUGAUUCCGUUUUGAAUUCUAUGGUUUUAAACGAUGUAUUCCACUGAGAGUCAUAAGCCAUCUACAUCAGAGUAUUAUCACAAUU